AUCUCAGAAGCUUAUUUAUUUAUUUAUUUAGAAAAAGAAGAAGCUAAGGUACAUCUGAUCUCGAUCUGGCCCUGUUAGAUAUUUAACCGGCUGUUUCAGCACCUUGAACAGCUCACACAAUGGCUCCUGUAAGUGCGGAAGAAGGGCAUGUUGCAGAGGUCCCAAUGAGUGUGGCUGUAGUCAGCGUCUUUGGUCUUGUCUUCAGUGUUUCUGCCUUCGCCUGGAUUUGCUGCCAGCGCAAGACCAACAAGAACAGUGCCAAGACUCCACCAUACAAAUUUGUCCACAUGCUCAAGGGUGUGGACAUCUACCCUGAGAGCUUAAAUGGCAAGAAAAAAUUUGCUGGAGAGAAGACACCAGACCCACUACAGGGAAAGGCAAGCCCAAGUCCCAGCAACGGGCGCCCGGCACUUCAUCUCGAGCUGGAAAAACGAGACCUGAAUGGGAACUUCACAUUUGUACCACCUGUUGCCCAUCCCAAAGUGCGAAGCUCCCCAGAUUUGGACAUCCCUUCCCCACACUCUGGCUUCAGACAGGGGGGAUAUCAGGAGGAGGAAACCUCAGAGAGCAAUGUUUCAAGCCAGACAGCCACACCAGCUCUGGACAAGGCCCAGGAAAAGGACAGUGGUGUAGGCACACUCUCCUUCUCGCUCGAGUACAACUUUGAGAAGAAGGCCUUUAUCGUGCAUAUCAAGGAGGCACAUGGCCUGUCUGCCACUGAUGAGCAGUCCCUGACCUCUGACCCUUACAUCAAGCUCACUCUGCUUCCUGAGAAGAAGCACAAGGUGAAGACACGGGUGCUCAGGAAGACUCUGGAUCCAGCUUUUGAUGAGACCUUCAGCUUUUACGGCAUUCCAUAUGCUCGUGUCCCUCAGCUGGCUUUGCACUUCAUGGUACUGAGUUUUGACCGGUUUUCUCGUGAUGAGGUGAUUGGAGAAACACUCGUUCCAUUGGCUGAUGUUGACCUCGCCGAGGGGAGGGUCCUAAUGAGCCGUGACAUCAUCAAGAGGAAUGUGAGGAGGAGUGCAGGAAGGGGAGAGCUGCUACUGUCUCUAUGUUAUCAGUCAACCACCAGCACCCUCACUGUUGUGGUUCUUAAGGCUCGUCACCUGCCCAAGAUAGACCACAAUGGACCCUCAGACCCCUAUGUGAAAGUGAACCUGUACCAGGGCAAGAAACGUGUAUGCAAGAAAAAAACUCAUGUAAAGAAGUGCACACCAAACCCUGUCUUCAACGAGCUCUUCGUUUUCGACGUGCCUUCAGAGGAGGGCUUGCGGGACACCAGUGUAGAGCUUCUGCUGCUAGAUUCUGAUAGGACGGCACGCACGCCUGUCAUCGGCCGCCUCCUCUUGGGCACAUCCUCCCCAGGCACCGCUGGCGAGCACUGGCGUGAGAUCUGUGAUCAUCCACGGCGGCAGAUUGCCAAGUGGCAUGUGUUGGCCGAAGACUAGCUCAAGACAAAUGCUCAAGAACUGUCAGAAUGCAAAGGAAUUGAAGUGGGACUUCAGGGGUUUAGGGGACUUAUUAUGAGCGAUGUCAUCUGUUGGCUAUGUAAUUAAGAUGGGGCUACUUCGAAAGGGGAGGAGCCAAAUGUAUCCAGCCAAUUAAUGAUUCCAAAGACAAUC
Molecule: messenger RNA, 1625 nt
Organism: Neoarius graeffei (lesser salmon catfish)
Lineage: Eukaryota; Metazoa; Chordata; Actinopteri; Siluriformes; Ariidae
Gene: syt4
Product: synaptotagmin IV
Exons: 4
Coding region: 120-1451 (443 amino acids)
Biological process (GO): cellular response to calcium ion; regulation of dopamine secretion; calcium-ion regulated exocytosis
Cellular component (GO): membrane; axon; synapse
Molecular function (GO): SNARE binding; calcium ion binding; phosphatidylserine binding
Source: RefSeq, a predicted model, not a curated record